UUGAAUCAAGUAGCCUAGAUUUUAGCUAGUUGCUGCAGCUGUUAGCUAGACUAUAUAGCUAACAGAUGGUCAUAGUCGUUGACAACUUUCGCCUUUCUGGGCAUUUCUCUGCGGAUCUCUGGGGAUUGCCUGGAUUAUAGCUGUUGCAGCAUAUGAGCGCCUCUUAAACAUUGCGCUGAAGGAAGAUGGACGAUGACCUGGAGAGCUUUCUUGCCGAGCAGAAGGCUAAAGUGGCUGAGGAGAGGGCCAUUUUGGCUCAGGAUCCACCCUAUCUGGAAAUCAGGCAGACAAAGGGUUUCAAUGCCUACAACUCCACCAUAAAGGAAAAUAUCCCUCCCUCCAAAUGGUCCUCGGUCCAGAGACCUCCCAGCAAUCCAGAGGAGAGUGCCAGCCUGAGCUUACAGCUGGGGGAGGACUAUGAGAGGAAGAAGCACCGGCUACAGCAGGAGCUGCGUCUGGACUACCGGCGCUACAUGGCUCAGGGAAAGCAGGUGAAUGUAGCUGCAGGGGAAGCAGGGCUUUCCCAGCACGGCCUCUCCCUGCCCCUCACAGUGAGGAGACGUGCACAGGCCCUCUCCAAAGGUCCCUCGUACUCCCUUGAAAAUCAGCCCAGUCCUAGACCCCCCACCAUCAGAGAACAGCCCCCCUCCAGAAAAGAUGCCGCCACCCUCAUAGAGGCAGGGCAGUCUGGACCGGCGGUGCCCAGGGGGCGGAGACUUCAUGAGGGGAGGGGCUACCGACCAGGGGGGGAGCUGGACCAAUGGGAGAGGCCCAGGGUCACGAGGGCUGAGCUCGGCUGGGGGCGGGACUGUUCGGACUACGAGGAAGAGGAGGAGCUUGCUGCCCUUGACAGGAGAGCACCCAGAGGAAGCCAGGAGCCGGGCCACACGGACAGGAGGGGGCGACGUUACAGAGCUGACAGAGAUGUGCCGAGACUCAGGGAGAGGGGUCUCAACGACUUUGAAGACUUCCCGGAAAUGUUACGCUAUGUGCAAAGACUACGAAAUGAGAAUAGGCUUUUGAGGGAGAGGAGAGGGGCGGAGCCUCCUCCCGCAUGCGACGAUGACCACAGGGACGAGAGCCUAGGGACGCUGUCCACAACCCCAAAACCCAGGCUUCAGGAGGCGGGGCCGGGGAGGCCCAAUGAGAAGUCCAGGUCCACCGUCAGGAAGGACGAGGCGGAGUUCGCCACGGGGCUGAUGAUUGGUGCUGCAGAUGCAGACGCUGUUGCGCAGAGGAGGAAAGAGCUGUACAGACAGGAGCUGCAGGAGCAGAUGGCCGAACAGCAAAGAAACAGAAAGAGGGAGAAAGAACUGGAGCGUAAAGUUGCUGUCACAGGAGCUUUAGACCCAGAAAAACCGCCUGACCGCAUCAGGUAUUUUGGACCAAUGGGGCGCAACUCCUCCCAGAUGGGGCGUGGCCUAGAUGCACCUAGCAGGGUAGACUUGGGGGGAGCGGCUCAUGAUGAGAGGCUGCCCCCUGAAAGACCACGUGUGGCCUUCCAGUCCCCCCUCCUGGACUAUGGCGCCGCCCUGGGGGUGCUGGAAGGCAGCACGACCAGCGGGGUCACCCCUGUCCAUGAGGACUACCACAGAGGGCCCUCCAGUAACCUGGGAGACCUCAGUGCCGCCAGACUCACAGGUGUCCCUCAGCCUCCUCCGUCCACUCUGAGUGACAUGUACAGGACGCCGUAUGAUGAUGCGUAUUUCUACUACGGCGCUCGGGACCCGCUGGACCCAGGCCUGGCCCACUAUGGACCUGCUACAGUGGCUCCGCCCACAGCCUUGAACCUUCUGUCUGGGGCGCAGUCGCUGGCCCCGCCCGGUCGCCUUGGGCCCCACCCACCAUUCUCCAGUCAGAGGGACGCUGGCCCUUUAAGACCGCGGGCUGGUGUCUUUCCGCCAGGGAAGGACGAGACGCAGGCCAAAGAGAGCCUGCGGAGCUACCAGGAAGCGCUCAAGCAACAGAUCAGAGAGCAGCAGGAGCGCAGGAGGAGGGAGAAGGAGGAGAGAGAGCGGGACGAGGCCCGGCUGGAGGCGGAGAUGAGGACCUACGACCCCUGGGGGCGUGGCGGGGGCGGAGCCCCUCUCAAAGACGGCCAAGGAAACCUCAUCAGUGAUCUAAACCAAAUGCACAAAACUAACGAGGAGGCCUACCUGAACCCUUCGUCCCGGGACAAGAGAGAGUUAGGGUCCAGUGACAGGAAAGAGCCUUCCCCCAAAACGGGAGAGAGACCCCCCUCCUCUCUUAGAGUCUCAGGUUUUACGUAUGGGCAGUCUCCAUUCGCUCGCGGCAGCGUGUUUACAGACGUGCCCACACCACAGCAGCUUCAGCAGCAGGACAAGUACAAGGACUGCCUCAGACAGCAGAUUGAGGAGAAGCGGUGCAGGGAGGCGGAGGAGCGUGAGCGCCUGCGGCAGGAGGAGGAGAAGGAGGAGAGGAGGCUGGAGGAGCAGCGGGCCAGGAUCCUGCGGGAGUACGAGGAGGAGCAGGAGAAGAGGAGGCGGAAAGAGGUGGAGCAAAAGGCCAAAAACGAGGAGCUGGCGCGCCUGGCGGAGGAGCGGCGCAAGGAGGCGGAGAGGAAGAAGAAGGAGCAGGAGGAGAAGGAGAGGGAGGUGCGGAGGAGGGAGUACGAGCAGGAGCGGCAGGCGCGGUUGCAGGAGGUGGUCAGGGAACCAUCCCCACCAAUCCCGACGCUGCAGAAGAGGUGGGGCUCCCGGUACACGCCCCGCCCCCCCUCCGUGGACAGCAGGCGCUCCACUGUCACCCUUUCCGAGCGCUGUCUGUCAGGCUCACAGUCUCCCCCUGUACCGGCCCAGAGAAACCAGCUUAGAGCUGCAGCUGAGCAUCAGGGUGUGAUCAGUGAGCUGUCGGCUCUGCGCAGGCAGCUGCGCAGUGAACAGAGACGGCUGGGGGAGCAGAUGCAGGCUGAGUGGGAGGGGCUGGACACGCCCCUCAGUGAGAGUUGCAGGGAGCGCCCUCACGUGGACGUGUUUGACAUGGCCCGACUGCGCAUUCAGGCCCCUGUCCGGAGACCCUCCUCCAAAACCUCAGAGCCAAUCAGUGUCCAGAGCAGCUGUGACUUCAAACCGCUCAGAUACAGAGGCAAGGACUCUGCAGAGGACGCAGGGCAGUCCUUGUACCCAGAGCCCCCUGGUGAGGGGAGCAUGCAGCAGAGGCGGGCUGCCAACCUGAGGAGGGGCGGAGCCAACGAUUAUUUUGACCUUUCACCUCGGGUCCACCACGUACGUCAUACGAGGAAGUGUUCUGAGGAUGGUUCUCUCCGAGGGUCUCUGCUGGAGUCAGAGAGUGCAUUCAUCGAUCCGAACGGCGAGGCGUUCCCGGUUUCCCCGGAGCCGGAACUGAGGCCCCGGCAGCUCUCCGCCCGAGAGAGGAGGAGGAUGAAGAGGGUGGAGGCUCACAGUGAGAGGGGGAGUGAGAGAGGGGAGAGACAGCUAGCAGAUCCCCAGCCCAAUCAGGUCAAAGGUCAUCAGGGUGAUCGAGGGGAGGAGACUGAGGAUCCCAGCUGUGGUGACUGGAGAAAAGCUGAAGGGCACCCCCAAGUCUCUCAGCCGGCCCCACACCGAGAAAUCUCCACGGAAACCAGCCGCACGGAGACCUGGACGAGGCCCGGCACCUCAGACGCCCUGAAGCGCCUCGGGGCCGACCCCGCCCACUCGGACAGGCCGUCCAGUAGGGAGUCUCUGGUGCACGGUUGGGACGGCCCCUCCACCUAUCACGGUUGAGCCCCGUCUUUGCCCCGUCCCCUCUCAGCCAAUGAACUCACACUCCGCACUUUCUCCAAUUAGAAUAGUUUCCCCCCCCGAAAGCGCCAACAAUGGAUCCAGGUUCGGCUUUUCUAGCCCUGUGGCUGCAGUUGGAUUUAAGACUGAGACGGCUGAUCCUAGAUCAGUCAGUAAGGAGAGGCAGACAGUCUGGACAGUGUCUGUGUGCAAGUUGUGUGCUGGUCCUGGUUUGGUCAACUGCAGAAUUUGCUUUCAGUGAAUUUUCCUCCUCUUCAACUGUGUCACUCCGUCCAACUAUUAAUGUGCACCCGAACGUAUUAAUAUAUACUACCUCUGGUUUAUUGUUCAAAAACUUUUAAAUAUAAGAAUGGGAGGGUCACUCUGCUGUUUCUAAAGAAUAUUUUAUGCGAUCUAGCAAUCAAAAAUAAAUUUAGAUUCUUGGAAAACUUGACAAAUUCAAAUGGAAGGCUGACAUUGGACACAAGUAAAAAAAAAUGUUUGGGACCCCUGCCAAAGACUGAGGUUGAGUUGAGCAUUAAGUUUGAUAUACAGGGUAAAGGGAAGUGCAGUCCAGUGCUUUAGGUCCUGUCUUCAGGCUACAGGGGUUUAAUGGUCAAUAUGGCAUGUGGAUGGGCUGGUGUGGUUGGCAAAUUGAACACAUUGAAUUAUUGAAUGGGUUUAGCCAUCCAUGUUAUUUAAAAGCUGUGCAAAUACACACAGGACCUGCACAGCUUGAUAAGCCAUCAGUGUGAAAAUGUGACACUGCCUGUAACCACAGAUGUAGCCCAGCCCAUCUGCGCUGAGCUGAACAUUGUUUGAACGUUUGCUUGGCGUUGCGUGUUGAGCUCACUGUAGCGCAAAGCAGCCAUUCCUAAACCUAGACGUGGAGUGUUCCUUUUUUUUCUUUCCCCAUUUGGAAAGUGACACAGGCAGUGUUCCCAUUUCCUGUGAUUUUUCUUAAUGUCAUCACCUGAAAAUGUAAUAUUUUAAUAUGCAGUGUGGAUAUUUUGCCUUGAUGUGAAUUGGUUUUUGCUUUGGAAAUGGUAUUUAAUAAAUUAUAUUUUUUUAAAGAAA
Anguilla rostrata (American eel) is the source of this 4820-nucleotide messenger RNA. Its product is annotated as centrosome and spindle pole-associated protein 1-like. Gene Ontology annotation, biological process: positive regulation of cytokinesis. Bases 186 to 3746 code for a protein of 1186 amino acids. Gene Ontology annotation, cellular component: microtubule; spindle pole; centrosome. Lineage: Eukaryota; Metazoa; Chordata; Actinopteri; Anguilliformes; Anguillidae. The transcript is spliced from 30 exons. The record is from RefSeq and is a predicted model, not a curated record.